Molecule: messenger RNA, 3999 nt
Organism: Frankliniella occidentalis (western flower thrips)
Lineage: Eukaryota; Metazoa; Arthropoda; Insecta; Thysanoptera; Thripidae
Product: platelet glycoprotein 4-like
Exons: 13
Coding region: 16-2049 (677 amino acids)
Cellular component (GO): membrane; cytoplasm
Molecular function (GO): scavenger receptor activity
Source: RefSeq, a predicted model, not a curated record
UCUUUUGACGCCAAUAUGUGGCGUCUUCUAAAAGGACGCCGAUACUUGACGUCAAAAGACGCAAGCCAAUUUUUCAGUGCUCACCAGUACGACUUUGCCGCGCAGGUCCCUCUGAGGGCGUGGUCGGAGUGCGGCGGCCACGGCGACCAGGAUGACGGCGACGACGACGACCAGCAUCACGUCCAUCUCGACGCCGUGUGGAGGGGCUCAGUGGCGCCGCACCUGCGCGAGUGGCAGGUCCCGCUGAGGACGUGGUCGGAGAACGACGACAACGGCGACCAGAACGACGGCUACGGCGACGACCAGCACAACUUCCAUCUCGACGCCGUGAGGAGGGGCUCGGUGGCGCGGCACCUGCGGCAGUGGCAGAACUCCGGGUGGUUCGUCGGCAACAUUCGAAGGCCGUUCCUGGAAACGCUGAAGCACACGGACAAGGAGUGUCGCAGGACCUGGCUGUGUUGCGGCGGGAGCGAGUCCGACGCCCCUUCGGAGCAGUACUCCAAGAGCGGCACUGCGUCGGCCAAGGCGGGGGACUUGGAGGCGAACCUCAGACGGAGGAAGCGCGACAGCCCGAGAUGGAGAGGUCUUGUCGCCCUCCUCGCGGCAUGCGUGUUCAGCCUGUGCGGCUCCUGUAUCAUGUGGACCACGGACGCUUUCCACAACUUCGUGGCCAAUCAAAUGGUAUUAGACGAGAAUAAGGGCACUUUUGCGUGGUGGGUGACGCCACCGGUGAAUCCGAUGUUCCGAGUUUACAUCUGGAACUAUUCGAACUGGGAAGAGUUCCAGCAGGACCCCAGCCUCAAGCUUAAACUGGAUGAAAUUGGACCGUUUGCGUACAAGGAAAUUAUUUCUCGAGAGGAUAUCAAGUUCGACGACAAGGGUCUCACGAUUGCCUACAAAGAGGCCAGGAAGUACGAGUAUACGCCGGAGAAGUCCGGUGGUGACCUCAACGCCACCGUCGUGGUGCCGAACCUGCCGUUCUUCGGAGCGAAGGCGAAGUUGGACCUGCUGUGGGGACCAGUCUCCAUGGUGCUGAAGACCCUGCGCAUGGACAGCCCCCUUGUGACCCUCAAGGCCCAAGACUUCAUCUGGGGCUACGACGACGAGCUCUUCCGCAUGUCCAAGCUUCUACCCUCCGAUAACGUCGCCAUGGACAGGGUCGGACUUCUUAACGGGAAACUUCGACCGGAUGACAUAACGAUUCUGACGGGGGCCUCGGACAUCGACAAGCUGUCUUACAUCGUGCGCUACAACAAGAAGGCCAACCUUAACGCCUGGCCCGAGGCAUCGUGCAACUCCUUCGAGGGCUCAGACGGGUCCCUCUUCCCGCCCAGGACGAUCCGCGCUCGGCAGCCCGUGUACGCCUUCAAGCCCGAGGCCUGCCGGCUCGUCAAGUUCGUCCACGAUAAAAACGUCAUGGCGCAGGGCAUUCGCGCGGCACGCUACAUCGUGGACCGGAACGCGUUCAACUCACCACGCACGUUCAAAGACAACCUGUGCUUCUGCAACAAGACGGACUUGAACGAGUGCGCCGCGGACGGCCUCUUCGAUACCAGCCCCUGCACGGGUGCCCCCACCUUCAUCUCGUACCCGCACUUCUACCUGACGGACCCAGCGGUCGCUGCGCCCUUCGAGGGCAUGACGCCCAAUGCGGAGGAGCACGACAUGUCCGCCGACAUCCACCCGCGCCUCGGUAUGACCCUCCAGGGCAGGUCGCGGCUGCAGCUCAACGUGAUGGUCACCAAGGACCUGCCGCACCUGCGGAAGGGCAUGGUGCUCCCCGUCGCCUGGUUUGCUGAGGACCUGCCGCCGUACGAGACCGGCUUCAAGGUGAUGAUCCUCGUGGCCAGCUACCUGCUGGACGCCAUCGAGCUGGUGCUGCUGUACGUGUUGCCCUUCGUCGCGCUCGUCACGGCGGUCGUGAUCGUGCGCCGGCUCCUGCUGCUGCGGCGCGCCGGGACUGCGCUGUGCGCGGCCGACGACCGCGGCGCCUACGAGCGCCCCGUCUCGUACGAGGACGAGGCCGCCGACAAGACCUACUGCAGCUGAGCAGACUACGGCGGCGUCCUGGUGCAGAGGACCACGGCGACGACGACCCCCUGUUCUUUGAACCGCGAAGCACCCCCAAGACCUGACUGGAUGAACCCUUCCAGGACUCAUGCUGGACCCCUCUCGGAGUCUUACAAAGACGUCCCCCGGGGGUUCUGGCGUGCCCCCUCAAGGAUCUCUCCAGGACCUAUCCAGGGCUCCCCCAAGACCCCUACCCUACAGGACCCGGUGAGAUGGGGCGGGCCCACGUGGUCUCCAUGAUGUCGGAGUGCGUACGGGUACCGUUCAGUGAAGUCGCUCUCAGCGCGAGUUUUGUGAUAACCAAAGACUUCCUGCCGGUGAUAGAGCAGUUAUGCUCAAGUUAUUCGGACUUUUUUUUUUCUGUACUACCCACUACCCCACUACCCCCCUAUUAUGCCGUGCCACCGAUAUUUUUUUUCUUUCGACGAGUUGCAGCGCAAGGAUACCUCCCAUGAUGAUGGUACUAUACGGUGAUAACGUGUGCAAUACUCGAUGCGUUCGGAUGUGUUCUUCCGACUCGAACCAUAUUUAUACGUGGCAUUUCAUCUGGCAUGCUACUUCGUACACUUGUUCUUUCCCCUCUCAUCGUCUGAGCAUUGUGGCGGUGGCAGUGGCUUCUUUUCUCGUUGCUCUCGGUUCAGCCACUACCCUCAGAGAAAUGGAGAUAUCGAGACGAAAUUGGACUGAAAUCAGAAAGCUUACGAAUUUUGUGUUGAAUCGAUUACAAUCAAAAUCAAAAAAUGCUGACUUCUCUGAUGAAAUAAUGCGAUCGAAAUCAGAAAAUUGUCGACUUUUGUGUCGAAACGAUUAUAAUCAAGGCCUAAAUUCGACUUAUCUCUGAUAUUGCACAUCGUUUUGAUUUCUUAAGGGGUAUUAUUUUCUCGCGUUUUAGCACAAUGGCUAGGGCCACGGGUCACCGUCUGAUUGAAGUACCGAACAUUCGACACGUGCACUAAAAGUGGUAUGAAAAAUCAGCCGUUUUUCAGUGUGUUGAAGCGAGUAAUAAGCUUCUUUUUAAUAACUUCUGCGACAUACCGCACCGCAUCACCUUGUUUCCCCCUGUUCAAACAACAGCAAUCUGUGAUAUUGGUGUACUUAUUUCACAGCUAAACGUCACCAUGAAUGGAAGAAUGCAUAUUAUUAUGUAUAUUUAAAACAACAAAAGAAAAUAUUAAAAAAAAUAAUAGUAUUAGAUUUAGAUAGGUUAAGAUAGGUUAUGAUAUUAAGUGAUCAUCUGUGUCUGCAGUUCGAAAAAGAUCCAAAUGCAGCUGCAUAGUGCAUUUGCGUUGGGACCAUGUAAUACUUUUAUUGUAAUGUGAUGCGCGUACAUAUAGAUCUCAUACUGUAAAUAAAUCGAACCGUUUCUACUUGUAAUCGUCGUCUCAUUUUUCUGGAUCUUGUCAGUUGCACUUUUCACUUGUGCUGCAAUCUCAUGUGUGAGAUAUCCAAUAUCUUGAAAGUGUGCUUAGUAAAAGCACAUAUGUUAGUGCUGUCAAACGCUUGUCUGUGUGAAACAUCACUCUCGUACACAGUAGUUUUAGAGUGCAACUUUGGUCUCACUUUUUUUCAAACAAAUAGAAUGUGUCAUCUUUAUUUGCAUGGCACUCGCAGCACGGCGAUGAGCACCAGGCUAAGUGAUUCGUUCUGACGUCACGUAUGUUAGGAUCUGCAACAUUGCAGUAAUUUCACCCUUUUUUUCCUCUUGCUUAAUGAUGUCUCUCAUGAGUAGAACGAAGGCUACUUUGUCUGGGGGUGACCUUUUCUCUUCGGCGAAUAUUGUCGACCCGAUGCAAUGUUCUUUUUAUAUACAAUGUGAAAGAGUCGAAGUUUAGUAGCAUUCGAUAUCUUUGAGAACACUGUGAAAGCUAUCGCCUUGGUGUGCCACAAAUCUUUAUUUAUUUUGUAUUAUUAAAAAAAGUUGAAACUUUA